UCGCUGCAUCCAAACUGCUUCGCCGCUGUGUUUAGCUUUCCUUCUCCCUGUUCCCUCGCCGUUCUGUCUUUUGCUUCUUCUUUCUCUCUCCCUCUUUUUCGCUUUAUCGCCACCUACUAGCCUUCCUCUCUUCAUCUUCCGCCCCUUGACCAGAAUAUCCUCAUGGCUUCUCCCCGUCCUCCUCAUAACUUCGGUCCGCAAGGCUAUCCCCUCCCUAACGGUGCUACUGGUCCCGUACCUGGCGCCACCCCUCUUCUGCCAAACAAUGGCCGAGUCAUUCAGAACGGCCCCGUCAGAGUCUUGUGCAUUGCGGAUGUUCGAGGGAAUCUGAAGUCUCUGAAUGAGCUGGCCAAACAGGCCCGUGCAGAUCAUAUCAUCCACACUGGUGAUUUCGGUUUCUACGAUGACACAUCAUUGGAUCGGAUCGCGGAAAAGACCUUAAAGCAUGUGGCCCAAUAUUCUCCACUGCUUCCUGAAAAUGUGAAGCGGACCAUCGCACAGACACCCCCUCAGCAGUCCAUUAAGCAAAGAUUCACUCCGGAUCAGCUACCCCUCUCAGAGCUUUCUAUGCUGCUUGAUAAGCGGCUCACGCUUGAUGUCCCGGUAUACACUGUCUGGGGUGCCUGUGAAGAUGUUCGAGUGCUGGAGAAGUUUCGCUCUGGAGAGUACAAAGUCAAUAAUCUUCAUAUCAUCGACGAGGCCAAUUCACGCCUGCUGGACAUUGGUGGCGUCAAGCUUCGUCUGCUAGGGUUGGGAGGUGCCGUGGUCAUGCACAAGCUGUUCGAUAACGGCGAGGGCAAGACCACCAUUGCCGGUGGCCAAGGCACCAUGUGGACGACUCUACUGCAGAUGGGCGAGCUAAUUGACACAGCAAACCGCGUGUACGACCCAUCGGAAACCCGUAUCUUCGUCACGCACGCCUCACCCGCCCGUGAGGGAAUGCUGAACCAGCUAUCCGUGACCCUGAAAGCUGAUUUCUCUAUCUCUGCCGGUUUACAUUUCCGCUACGGCUCGUCCUACAACGAAUUCUCCGUAAACCCCUCCCUGGAUCACUACCGAGGCAAGCUGGCCGCAUCGAAGGCUUCCUUCAACGAUGUCUGGGAGACAGUGCGCAGUGAGGUCGAGUCUGCAAUCUCCUCGAACGAAGCCCAGAAGACACUCCUAGACAAUGCCCUGGAUGUGGUGCAAAAGAUGCCUACUAUCGCUAACGGUGGGAACCCAUUCGGCGGACCUACCGGCCCCGGAAACGCCGCUGGUCAGGUCGACGAGAGUGCUUUCAAGAACAUGUGGAACUUCAACCUUGCGGAUGCAGCGUUCGGAUUCCUGGUCCUUGAGAUCGAAGCUGGCCGUAUCGCGACGGAGAUGCGCGCCCAGGGUUUCAACUUCGCCCACCGAAGCGGCAAGGGUCCUGUGCCUGCUGUUGCUGGACAGCCCAAUCCUCCUAUUCCCACCGGUACCCCUGGUGUGGCUUCCCCGGCAGCCCGUGCCGCUGUUCCUCAAUUCGGCCAGGCCCAGCCCGUUCCCGGACGUCCUGCCGCCCCUCAGCAACAACAGCCGCAGCCUCAGCCUCAGCAGGGACAGGCCAAGGCUCCAGCUGCGGCCCCCGCUCGCACUUCUCCGGUCCCUGUUAUCCCUAAACCGGCAACCCCUCAGCCUUCUGGCCCGGCCGCCUCCCAACACGCUCCUACUUCGCCCGAGAAGGUUACGGCUACCGAGGCCAAUGGCACUUCACAGCCCGAGAGGCCAUCUGAGUCGCCUAUGCCCCGCUCUGAAAAGAAACAGAGCAACGGACUGUUUGUUUCGAACGUUGAGAAUGAACAGGCGGUUCGUGAUCUGUUCCCGGAGGAGGAUAAGGCGAAGAUGACUAAGGUCGAUAAAUGGGGCAAGUAUAAUCACGUCGUGAUGUUCAACACUGUUGAAGAGGCUAAGGCUGCGCUCGAUCGGCAGCCUCUGGAGCACAAGAAGCCUACACCUCCGGGUCAACCUCGCAAGCCCAACAUCAAGUUCUUUGAAGACCGUGGCAGCCACCGUGGCAAUGCUGGCACGUGGCAGAGCAGCAACCGCGGAGGAAACACUUCCCAGCGUGGGUACCAGAGCGGCGGUGCUAGCGACAGUGAAGGAGGACGGGGUCGUGGUGGAUUCAGCGGACGUGGCCGCGGCCGAGGCGAUCGUGGUCGGGGCGGACGCGGUGGUCGUGGUGGAUUCAACAAGGGAGGACCUGCAUCUGACUCGCCUGCUCCAUCGUCAUCGACGCCAUCCGGUGAGAAGCCCGCUGCAGCUGGCGAUGCUUAAGCUCGACUGAGUCGGUUUAACGCGUUUCUUUGUUGCUUUUGUGUUGAAAAUUAUUUACGCUUUUUUUUUUAUUUUAUUUUAUUCUAUUUUUUUU
Messenger RNA from Aspergillus alliaceus, 2386 nucleotides. RefSeq lists its product as uncharacterized. Bases 163 to 2292 code for a protein of 709 amino acids. The transcript is spliced from 4 exons. The record is from RefSeq and is a predicted model, not a curated record. Lineage: Eukaryota; Fungi; Ascomycota; Eurotiomycetes; Eurotiales; Aspergillaceae.